AUGGAACGCCAAUGCAUGGAACGCCUGCAAAACGACUACGAUGCCAUUCUCAGAGCCCUUCCUCCACUUAAGGGACCGGAAGAUCUCUACGCGAGGAUCAUCAGGGCGCGUCGACAAUACUGGGUCUCGUGGAGAUCCGUCGACAACUUGGCGAUUCGGACGUUAAGGGCCUCAAGAGAUCCCUGGCAGGAACGUUACGCUUCAUGUCGGGUAUUAGUGGAGACGGUCGAAAGGAUCGAACUCGAGCUUCUCCUUGUACGUUCACAACUCGUCACUCUUUGGGCCUUACCGAAUCUGUUAAUUGCAACGCAUAGGGUCGAACCGGAAGUAUGGAGGAUGCUAAUUAGUAGACCGCAAUUGGACGAUGAUCGCAACCCACUACUCGUCCACAACCAACUAAUGGAAAGGGCGAUACUCGAUAGAUUGGGAAUACUCGGAGAUCAAGCAGCGAACCUACGAGAAUAUGGCAACGUACUCGAACUUGAAUGCCAUCAAAAGGACAGCCAGUCCCGGGACCAGCUACUGGCCGCGUUAGAGUCGAUGCGAAACCUCAUUUCCGACUUUGUGGCUGUUCCGGGGCCGUGUCUUCACCGAACAGCAGAUCGUUAA
This is a messenger RNA of Haemonchus placei, 609 nucleotides long. Lineage: Eukaryota; Metazoa; Nematoda; Chromadorea; Rhabditida; Trichostrongylidae. The record is from the annotation of a GenBank genome assembly.